GGUGACGUGACGGUUGCAGAUUUCCUCAGAUACAUGGUCGUCACGCGACUCCCGCCGAGUGUUAGGAGGAGUCUUGUAGCGUCAUGGUUGGCGCGGAGGUCUUUAAGGCAUUACGUCAUCAAAGGGGUGGUGAAUGAAAAGGGGGGGGGUGACAGACAUGGUCACGUGUCUCGCUGUAAUCAGUAAACAGUUGUUGUUAGAGAGUAAACACCAGCGGAGUAUGUCUCCAACCAUUUGUGUUUCGGUUUGAGUUCAAUUCGCAUGUAAGUAUUCGACCAUUUUUAUGAUUCCAUUGUUAUCAAUAGAAUAUUGCGAGUAACAAUGCGUUCCGAUGUUGUUGUUUUCAUUUACAAUUUUUUUUUUUUAAAUAUGAAGGGUAACAAUUUGAUCUCAUUGAGGAAAUAAGUGAAGACGUUAAGGUUACAGCGAAUGACCUUAACCUUUUCUGUUACAGUCUGAAUGGCGGAGGAAAAUACUACUUUCACUAUUCUUAACUAGACAUGAACUUACAGUUUCACAUAAUUCCUAUGUCUUUUCAUGAUCAUCUAGGACAAAUACAUAAUAAAGAUAGAUAUUUAUAUUUUUUAACUCGCGUGUUAAAUCAAAAGCAUAGACACAUGAUUUCGGUUAUGUGUUAUUUUUUAAUUAUUAUGUGAGAAUAUGUGCUCAAGCCAAUGAUAGUGUUCUCAUAUGUAAAGAUGUGUGACAUAUAAAUGUUAGGCACAAUAAAAUUAGUAGUUUCAUCGUGUGAAUAAGAUACACAUUUGAAAUUCUUAUUAACAAUAAAGACUGAUAUAAAAGUAUUUAAUCUCUGUCACAAAACUUGUCACAAAAUGUGUCAUUUCAAUCGACUUCCACACAUAAGACCCGGGCUCGAGUCCAGGUUGACCUCUUUAUUUACAACAUUUCAUGAUUUUGAAUCAAAAGUAAAAACAUAUUUAAAAAAUCAAAAAAAAAUCAGUUAUUUCCAAAUGAAUCUAUAUAAAGGUCUAUAAUUGUAUACAUCUAUAACAUUUUCAUUAUAAAUUUAUAUAUUUGACAGUUUGAUUCAAUUCGUAAGAAAUGUGCUUAAGUUCAAAACAUUAAUAGAAUUGCAAUAAAAUGAGGUAGAUUUUUGCCCAAGAAGGGAAGGUGCCAAAUAAUAAGAUAAAAUAUAACAUGUCACAAUAUUAUUACAAUAUCUUUUUUAAAUAAUUUUCGGUAGUUGCUCAGAUUCUAAAUGUGACCAACGCAGCAUAAUGCCAAGGACGAAGGUCAUCAUUGCAGGUCCAAAGUCCAGCGGGAAGACAUGCCUGGCCCUCAUCCUGACCAAGAAGCCCUUUCCAGAUACCUAUGUUCCAAUUGUCUUUCAACCCCAAGUUUUUGACGUGACCGAUGGUGCAGAACAGGUAUCUCAAUUAAUAUCAUGUAAGAUGUAUUGGAAACAGAAUCUGGCGAAAUGUAAUGUAGCGACUAGCAUGUUUCAAUUAAUAUCGUGUAAGAUGUGAUGGAAACAGAAUCUGGUGAAAUGUAAUGUAGCGGCUAGCAUGUUUCAAUUAAUAUCAUGUAAGAUGUGAUGGAAACAGAAUCUGGCGAAAUGUAAUUUAGCGGCUAGCAUGUUUCAAUUAAUAUCAUGUAAGAUGUGAUGGAAACAGAAUCUGGUGAAAUGUAAUGUAGCAGCUAGCAUGUUUCAAUUAAUAUCAUGUAAGAUGUAAUGGAAACAGAAUCUGGCGAAAAUUAAUAUUGCGGCUAGAAUGUUUCAUUUAAUAUCAUAUAAGAUGUUAUAGAAACACAAUAAGGCGAAAUGUAAUGUAGAGGCUAGUAUAUUUCAAAUUAGUAUCAUGUAUGAAGUUAUGAAAAAACAAUCUCACGAAAUAUAUUAUGCAGUGACUAGUAUGUUUCAAUUAAUUUCACUUUUAGGCCAAAGCGUGUCACAGCUAGGACAACAGAAAGAUGAAAAGAAACUUAACACCGUGUUUAGUACUUUAGUCUUUUUAUUUUAUCAAAACUUAAUUGUAAUGAGCGAUUGGAACUAGCCCGCCAUACACUGGUGGCGGCAAUACGUGAAAUUCCCAUCUUCUAAAAAUUAAUUGAUAAAACAUGCGUUCAAGUAACGCAUUUUAUAAGAGUCCCAAUAAAAAUAAUACUUAGAACCAGAUAUAUAUACCCAGACAUAAAAAACAAUCCUAUUUAUUUGAUCAGAUUUAAAUAGAGUCAAUUUCCGUCAAAUAAGACACCCAGUCAGUGUUUUAGAGCAUCCCAGUUUAUGGUGUGCACCUAUUGAACACAAAUGGGCGCACUGAUGAGUGCGGUUUAUUUUAAUGCGCUACUGAGCUCAGCGAAUGUUGACAUUUCUUGCCAGUUUGCUACUGGCUCAUAUUAGAAUGUUAACCUACCUGGCCAGUUCGUUGUGGGUGAGUAUAUACAAAAACCACACACAAAAAAAAACAACGAAAACAUUUUCUUGUGUUUUCUCAGCACGAAAUCGUAUUGGAAGUUAUGGACGAGACGGAUCUCAAAUCAGCGAUAGGACCCCAAGAAGUCAACGUGAUACUGUUGUGCAUUGGCGUCAAUGACCCGAAAGGAAUCACCAGAAUGGAACUGUGGGUCCAUAAGGUCAGUAUAUUUCCUUUAUUUAAUUGUAAGUUUUUUUUAAUCUCCGUGUGUCAAAAAGAGUUAAGGAAAGAAUAACAUUAUUUUAAGCAAAUAUACCAUUGAAAUAAUCACUAGAUAAUGUUAAAGUGAAAAAAAAAAUGGUGGUUCAAUGUAAAUUGUAUUUCAAGAGAAUCGCACCUAUCAAGCAAGCAUUUGGAUUUAUUUCAAAAUUUGAAAAUAAAAAUUAUUCAAAAAUGGUCACUGUGGUUCUCAACCUCCCCAGUGCCGCGACCCUUUAAUACAGUUCCUCAUGUUGUGGUGAGCCCCCAACGAUAAAAUUAUUUUCGUUUCUUCUUCAUAACUGUAGAAUAUAUGUGUUUUCAAAUGAUCCCCGGCAACCCCUGGGAAAGAGUCGUUCGAUCCCCAAAGGUUGAGAACCGCUCCUGUAGCCUAACCGUUUUUUUUUUGUUUUUUUAAACUCUUACAUUUAAAUACAUUGAAAUAUUACAUUGACAUAUUUGAAAUCGUACAUUAAAAUAUAUCAAAACUUAAAUUGAUAUAUUUAAACUCGUAAAUUGAAAUAUCAGAAGUCUUACAUUGACAAUACUUGAACUGUUACAUCGAAAUGCAAAAUCUGAAUUAAAACCAGGGGCCAGAAUGAUCAACAAAUUGAUCGUGGGCCCCUCAAAUAUAAGAAGAAGAAGAAGAAGAAAUAUUUUUUGGUGAUUAUCACAAACAUUAUUUUUAAGAGUGAUGUUUUUGAUUUCAGCUGAAAACUCUGUUCACCAACUCACGUCUCAUUUUAGUGGGGACCAAAUGUGACCUAGAGAGAGCGCCAAACUCUUCAGCGCUGGCCAGAGCUUAUGAUAGAACCAUGGCUGACAGGUAAGUACUUGACUGGAAACGACUAAUCGAUACAUGAGACACGACCGUUAAGUUGAAUCCUAAGUCUGUCAGACGUUUUUCUUAAGAAAUCUGUACAAAGUCUAAUUUACUUUUCUUUUAAGGUCAAAUGUUUGUUUUUUUUGUUUCUUUUUAAAUGUGAUCUUUUAAUCAAACCCUAACCUACUGUUAUUUACACAGACGGCUUGUGUGUUUAUCUUAUUUAAGCUUGAUCACAGUCAAACCCUCUUUUAAAUAGUUCAUAUCUAUCUAGGUCAAUCAGAUUCCAUAAGCCGGAUCAAUUUUAUGAACAUGUGUGACCAAUAAAUAGGAAUACAUAAAUUCUUCGACAUACCAUAAAAUAUCUAUAAGAAUAUGUUUUUUUUAAUAGGGUGCGGGUUCAGGGCUGCCACAACUUGGGAAUUUUCCCCAAAUCUUGGGAAUUCACUACCAUAUUCAGGACCAAAACUCAAUUAUUUUUUUUUAAAUUCCCAAGAUUAAAAAAAAACAACUCUUAUAUAUUUUCAUGAUCUUGGGAAAUCUUGGGAAAUAUUUUGACAAAAUCUCGGGAAUUAUAAAGCAAUUGAGUGGUAGCCCUGUGCGGGUGGCUUCUGGGAUUACUUUAAAAGACAAAGAUAGAAAGAACACAAGUUAAGGGUAAACUAUGGAAAAGGAAACAUGAAAAAAAAAAAAAAAGACAACGAAAGUUUCGGUCAAAAGCCUUUCACCAGAGAAAAUGACAAAUAAAAUCAACAGAACUCCUUGGCUUUGGAGCAGAGCGAAGUCUGAGUGGAAACUGUCACAUGAUAAAGAACAGAGAAGGUUUUCUUUGUGGGCAUGGAACCUAUCAAUCAUCAAACUUCAUUAACUAUUUUGUGGGCAUGGAACCUAUCAAUCAUCAAACUUCAUUAGCUAUUUUGAAGGUUUCUAAUUCUACACACAAAAAAAAAAUUAUAAUAAUAAAUUACUGUUUUGAUAACGCCUAACUCUAAAAAGAAAAUACGAACUUUGAAGAUGACUUAUUCUGCUAGCUUUUCAUUAUUUUACAUGUGUAUUAUAAUGUAUUUCAGCCUAAGACUUUCAACUCGAUUCAAAUAGACUGAAUGCCCCAUUACAUUUCUAUGUUUAAGGGACAUGAAAAAAAAAAGUCAUUUUUAAAUAAGUAUUUUAAAUAAUGAUAUUAAUUUUUUUACAGUAGAAAUGAUGGUUAUGCUCUUUUUAAAAGGAAUGUUUUGGUAACAUUAUGUUCAUGUUUUUUAAAACAUUUAUUAAAGAUAUCGCUAACCCUCCUAAUUUUUUAAAAAUCAUAUAAGAUCUGGCAAAGUAUAAUAACAACAAAAGGAUAUUUCUUGACUUUAAAAAAAAUAUGUAUCAAUAAAACAAAAUACAUGAGUGUCAACGAUAUCUAUGCCUGGUUAUUGGGUUGAAGACCACAAUCAGUCAUGUACCAACAUACCACUAAUAACUGAAAACCUUAAAAGCGUCCUUUAAUUAUUUUGUUAAAUAAUAAACAACUGUAACGGCAUUUCUACUAUAAAGUAGUCUUGAUGAACACACAAACAAAAAAUCACACUGAUUUAUAUCACGUAGCAAUGUUUAGAGGUCUUUAGAGACAGAUUAAAAGGAACCAAUUGAAUCUUUGAUACACUGUUGCUCCACAGUCAGAGAACCUCUGCCUACGUCGAAUGCUCGGCACGAACGCAAUAUGGAAUCUCCGAUCUUGUCAAGGCUGUCCUUGAACCCGCAGUCACCAAUGUGACACCCACCUUUGCCAGCAAGGUCAUGGAUCUGUGUUUAAUACAGUAGCCGUUAUCUGAAACGGUUCGGUUCAUGUUUGUGUUCAGAUUCAAGUGGGCCUACACAAGACUUCGACUUGAUUGAUUAUUUUAAUAUGACUAAAGAAAAAAAAAAGUCUACUACUGAGGCGUUCAUGCUGUCGUCGUCUUCAGCUCUCUGUGUGGCUGGAGCUUGAGACUCGUGUUUAGGUUCUCCGUUGUCAGUGUAUUGGAAAGUAUCUAAUUAUCAAAUUAUGACACAAGCCGAAUGCCAAACCCUCCUGAGCAACCCCUAAAAACAUGGCUCUAAAUUGUUUGCACAAGUGACUGAUGAACAAGUCAUGCACAACUUAGAGGAUGUUUUCGAAGUAUUGAGUUUUUUUUUUAUAAUUUUUAAAUCACAUAAAAUUGCAGUAAAUAAAAUAGUAGAGUUGUAUAAUUUCCUAGCACAAAGACAUAUACGAAGUAGUAGACUUCUGCUAAGUGAAUUAUUCCAAAGUUCAAGUAUAUUCAAGACAAUUGACAAAGUUGAACAUUUUUAUCUCAUUCUUCACAUAGCCAAGAACUAUAAAGUAGAGGCAUCGUCCAUAUUACCAUAUGAGAGGUGAACUCGGUGAAGUUCAUGAACUUUUGUAUCUGAAACAAAAACAGCU
Lymnaea stagnalis (great pond snail) is the source of this 5884-nucleotide messenger RNA. NCBI's taxonomy places the organism in Eukaryota, Metazoa, Mollusca, Gastropoda, Lymnaeidae. The record is from the annotation of a GenBank genome assembly.